UUAAUGACACCAAUGUUGGAAUGAUGACGUACCCAUGGUUAUCGUCUGGAGCUUUAUUCUCUGGAAGUGGGAUGUUUUCUGGAAGUAUUUUUCCCGAAACGAAAAAUGUUAGAUUUCCAACUCCAGGAACUACUAAUCCUGAGGUGGAGUUGUGGGCUGUUGACAUAACUAAUGUGAGCGACAUUAAAAAAUUUAGCAUUAAACCUCCUGCCUCUAUUUAUGGACAAGACUAUUACCUCACAUCAGCAGGUUGGAUACCUGGUACCAAUUGCCAAGUAUCGGUAGUCUAUAUGGGAAGAUCUCAAAAUUACAGUGUUAUUUCAUUGUGUUCUAAAGUGGAAAACUGGAAUUGUUUGGAAGUUCACUCUGAACGUGCUCCCGAAGAUGAAUGGUUGGAUAUCUUUCCCCACCCGGUAUUUUCUUCAGAUGGUAGUAGUUUCUUAUUUUUGGCUAAUAUUCAGGAGUCCGAAAACUACCAAUUUAGACAUAUUAAACAUGUAACGAUAUCACAGCGAAGAAUUUCUGUUAUUUCUCAUGGUCGAUAUGAAGUGACCAAAAUUUUGUGUUGGGAUACAAUUAACCACAAAGUAUAUUUUUUGGCUACUCAAGACAAAAAACCUGGGCAACGGCACUUGUAUUCUGUUCAAGAUCCAAUACAUGAUGAUAUAAGAAAAAUUGAACCACAAUGCAUAACAUGUGAUUUGGGUGAGGAUCUUUGGAGUAGUCGAUACUAUUAUACAAACUGCACACAUUUUGAAGCCUUCAUAACACCAACAUUAGGUGUUGCAACGAACUAUGGAAUUGAGUUUUACAUUUUGGAAUGCCAAGGUCCAGGAUUACCUGUAUCAGGAGUACAUAUGCAGACUACUCACGGUUUAGUCAAAAUUUUGUAUGAUACACGGCCAUUUUAUACAGAGAAGUUGCAAAAGCUGGCUUUACCAACCCAGCGAUCUUUUGAAGUGGCAUUACCCCAUGGAGGACGCGCUCAAGUUCAAUUAUUACUUCCUCCCAGCUGGAGAGAGGAGUUACGUGAUGCUGCUUUCCCAGUUAUUGUUGAAGUCGGACAUAACGGAUUUGAGGGUCAAUUAUAG
Molecule: messenger RNA, 1091 nt
Organism: Drosophila erecta
Lineage: Eukaryota; Metazoa; Arthropoda; Insecta; Diptera; Drosophilidae
Product: dipeptidyl aminopeptidase-like protein 6
Exons: 6
Coding region: 21-1091 (356 amino acids)
Biological process (GO): proteolysis
Molecular function (GO): dipeptidyl-peptidase activity
Source: RefSeq, a predicted model, not a curated record